This is a messenger RNA of Sorex araneus (European shrew), 875 nucleotides long. It is a transcript of the gene JOSD2, whose product is annotated as Josephin domain containing 2. NCBI's taxonomy places the organism in Eukaryota, Metazoa, Chordata, Mammalia, Eulipotyphla, Soricidae. Gene Ontology annotation, molecular function: cysteine-type deubiquitinase activity. The record is from RefSeq and is a predicted model, not a curated record. Gene Ontology annotation, biological process: protein deubiquitination. The transcript is spliced from 5 exons. The coding region runs from base 189 to 809 and encodes 206 amino acids.
UUGCUAGGCGACCGAAGAGACCCCGCUGCCGGGAGACGGGAGGUGGCGGCCCCCAUUGCUAAGGAGCCGAAGCCGCGAUGCUCUCCCGGAUGCGGCCAGGGGUUGGGGCGUCCUCGGUAGCAGGGUAACCUCCCGGGAUCCUGCUGCCCGGGGGGCUGGGAGGGGCCACAGGGGCCCCGUCAUUUGGGAUGGGGUGCAAGGCAGAGGGCGUCUGUUGCAAGAGAGGAGCCAAGGACGGCAUGUCCCAGGCCCCGGCAGCGCCGCCCCCCAGCCCGCCCUCGGUGUACCACGAGCGGCAGCGCUUGGAGCUGUGUGCCGUGCACGCCCUCAACAACGUCCUCCAGCAGCGGCUGUUUAGCCAGGAGGCUGCCGACGAGAUCUGCAAGAGGUUGGCCCCAGACUCCAGGCUGAACCCCCACCGCAGCCUCCUGGGCACCGGCAACUAUGACGUCAAUGUGAUCAUGGCCGCUCUGCAGGGCCUGGGCCUCGCUGCUGUGUGGUGGGACAGGAGGAGGCCCCUAUCCCAGCUGGCACUGCCGCAGGUGCUGGGGCUGAUUCUGAACCUGCCGUCGCCCGUGUCCCUGGGGCUGCUAUCCCUGCCGCUGCGCCGACGCCACUGGGUGGCCCUGCGCCAGGUGGGGGGCGUCUACUACAACCUGGACUCCAAGCUGCGGGCGCCGGAGGCCCUGGGGGACGAGACUGGUGUCAGGGCCUUCCUGGAGGCGGCGCUGGCCCAGGGUCUGUGUGAGCUGCUGCUGGUGGUCACCAAGGACGUGGAAGAGCAGGGCUCGUGGCUGCAGGCCGGCUGACUGCACCCCGCCCUCCUGUACCCCCCCCAUACCACUGCUGCCUCAAUAAACCUGCCACCUGCUGGG